UGACUCGCUCCAUACACGCAUACGCUCCCAACAAAGAAAUUGUUUGAAUGUGUAAGUUUGCCGGCUACUGCCGGAAUGAAUAAAGCACUGUCUGCGACAGAUUCACAGUUGUGUUUAGUAGGCGAGAGUGACAGCAACCGUAUCUAAGCAAAUUAUAAGUCGCCAUGGAUUUCUAUUACGACCUCGUAUCUGCGCCUUGCCGAUCAGUUCUACUGCUCUCCAAAGCAUUGGGUCUUGAAUUGAAUCGCAAGACACUGGACUUGAGCAAAGGUGAGCACUUGGCAGCCGAAUUUCUGAAGCUCAAUCCGGAACAUACCAUUCCCACGUUGGUGGACAAUGGCUUCUCGGUUUGGGAGUCACGUGUUAUACUUAUCUAUUUGGUGGAGAAAUAUGGCAAAGACGACUCGCUGUACCCGAAAAGCCCCAAAGAGCGGACUAUUGUCAACCAACGUAUAUUCUUCGACCUGAACUUGUAUGCAGUCUUCAGCAAUUAUUAUUAUCCCAUCGCUAGAGAUAAGCUGCCGCCAGUGCCGGAGGACUUGACCAAACUUGAGGAUAAAUUGGAAAUUUUGAAUUCAUUCUUGGAGGCGCAAACAUACGUCGCUUAUUAUAGCUUGUCGAUUGCCGAUUUCACCUCGUAUGCCACAGUCUCGACCAUAGCGACAUGUUUGGACUAUGAUUUGAGCAAAUACCCAAACAUUGCCCGUUGGUUUGCACAUCUCAGCAAAACACUGGCCGGCGCAGAUGAAAAUCAGAAAGGUUGUGAUUUAUUUAAGGUAUAUGUGUGGUAGUUGACGUUUCAGCGAUCCACUCAUGAAUUGUGGAACAAGUGAGAAAAAUGGAACGCUUCGAUAAUAAAAAUAAGUUCAUAAACACAUUGUAGUCAUCAUCACUUUGUAGCUUAUCAGUUCAGUAUAAAUAAAUAUAUUACCAUAUUGGUAUGUACAGCCGAAUAA
Molecule: messenger RNA, 956 nt
Organism: Bactrocera dorsalis (oriental fruit fly)
Lineage: Eukaryota; Metazoa; Arthropoda; Insecta; Diptera; Tephritidae
Product: glutathione S-transferase D1
Exons: 2
Coding region: 165-791 (208 amino acids)
Biological process (GO): glutathione metabolic process
Molecular function (GO): glutathione transferase activity
Source: RefSeq, a predicted model, not a curated record